UCCGUUCUUUUGGAAACCUCCCUAGGUGACAUUGUAAUUGAUCUUUUUACUGAAGAAUGUCCAAAGACAACCUUGAAUUUCCUAAAACUCUGCAAAAUCAAAUACUACAAUUUCUCGCCAUUUCACAAUGUUCAAAAAGACUUUAUGGCCCAGACAGGCGAUCCGACUGGCAAGGGUGAGAAGGGAGAAUCGAUCUACGGCAUCCUAGAGGGCCCAUCCAAAAGAUACUUUCCAGCAGAGAUCAACCCAAAACUCAAACAUACCAAGCGCGGCACAGUCUCAAUGGCCGUUGCUCAGGAUGCAUCAGUUGAGAGCGGCGGUGUGAGCGGAAGUCAAUUCUUCAUUACACUUGCAGACGAUUUAGAUUACCUGGAUGGAAAGUACACCGUGUUUGGUGAGGUCGCUGAAGGAUUUGACGCGCUCGACAAGAUCAACGAGGCAUAUUGUGACAACAAGGGCCGGCCCUACAGAGACAUUCGUAUUCGACACACUGUUAUUCUUGACGAUCCUUUCCCGGAUCCAAAAGGACUAGAGAUUCCGGAUCGAUCGCCAGUACCAACAAAGGAACAGCUCGAGUCAAUGCGGAUUGCUGAAGACGAGGAGAUUGAAGAACAGGGUGAUCCCCAAGAGAUUGAGAAUAGACGGAGAGAGCGUGAGGCAAGAGCACACGCCUUGACUUUGGAGAUGGUUGGUGACUUGCCAUUUGCUGAAGUUAAACCACCAGAAGAUGUAUUGUUUGUUUGUAAACUCAAUCCAGUUACCCGUGACGAGGAUCUGGAGAUGAUCUUUUCUCGCUUUGGGCACAUCAAUAGCUGUGAGAUCAUUCGUGAUCGUCAGACAGGUGAUUCACUUUGCUAUGCGUUUAUUGAAUUUGAUAAAAAAGAAGACGCUGAAGAGGCUUAUUUCAAGAUGCAAUCUGUGUUAAUUGACGAUCGCCGCAUUCACGUUGACUUUUCGCAAUCUGUCUCCAAACUUCAUAGAGAUUGGAUCACCAAACGCUUACAGGGUGGUAACGAGUCUAUGGGUGGAUUUGACAACCUUCAAAAGAGAACCCGUUACAGAGAAGGCGAGGGAGGCAAUUCACGGGGUGCAGAUUACGAACUUGUGUUUGAUUCUGAGGAGAGAAAGAGCGGCGCGGGCCCCGACAAGAAACGACAGAAAACUGAAACAAAACAUGAGAAGUCAACCUCAGAAGACAAACCUGACCAUAGUCGAUCAGAACGAAGAUCAGAACAUCGGUCAGACCACAGAGACAGUCGAUCGGAUAGAAAAUCCGACUACAGUAGAUCUGACAGGCGCCCAGACUACCGAGACAGCCGAGACAGUAGAGACAGUAGAGACAGCCGAUCUGACAAUAGGGAUAGUCGGUCA
Molecule: messenger RNA, 1371 nt
Organism: Phycomyces blakesleeanus NRRL 1555(-)
Lineage: Eukaryota; Fungi; Mucoromycota; Mucoromycetes; Mucorales; Phycomycetaceae
Exons: 2
Biological process (GO): protein peptidyl-prolyl isomerization
Cellular component (GO): nucleus
Molecular function (GO): RNA binding; peptidyl-prolyl cis-trans isomerase activity
Source: RefSeq, a predicted model, not a curated record